UGUCGACUUAGAAUUAUACCGACUCUGGAUGAAAGGAGUAGUUCUAAUUAAUUUUUUUUUAUUUUAUCGCUCUGGAAAAAAUACUGAGUUGACCCAGCUAACUUGUACAUGAUUUUUUGUAUUAGCCAAAAGUGGGCUAUACAGGAAAGCGGAAAACAGACAAGUCGGAAAGUGCGUUUCGCACAAGUGUUGGUGCAAAAAAAGAAAUGAAAAAUUACCAAGAGAAGUAGUGAUUGUGAAACUUGUCUUUUAGAGUCAUCCUUUAAACCUGGUCGGUUGCCACCUGUAACAUACAAGUCUCAUAAUGGAAGAAGUAUCUUUGACGGAAACUGAAAGUCGCUAUUAUGGUGAUUUGUUCUUGUGCUGUGAUGAAGAAAAAACUGGCAAAAUACCGAUGCUAAAAGCAUCCGAGUUGUUUCGUUCUGCUAAUCUUUCUAGUGAAAAAAUACUUGAGAUUAUAUCUUUAGCCGGUAUUCCUGAUACUGCCAUACAUGUUUCACGAGCCCAAUUCUAUUCUUGCCUGAAAUUAAUUGCCGCAUAUCAGGCAUCACUGCAAUUACGACAGGAAUUGAUAGCUGCCUCUGUUCAAUUACCAUUACCUCGGUUUAGUUGGAACGACACUGGCAGUAAGUUGGAAGUUAACAACCACCAACCACACCAUCAUGCAAUUCCGCCACCACCAGUCACCGAUCGACGCAACUCGUUGCAACGACGAACGGAGUGGACUGAUGCCAACCCAAUAGGGUCCCGACGCAAUUCUUCAUCAACCCAUCAACAUAAAAGCGAUAUCUGUGCUGCAAGCUCUGAUUUGCAAAGUACCGACUCUGAGGUGGAACAGUGUGAAUCUAGUUGUGGCGGAGAAGAGGGCAUUGCAGGAAAUAUGCAUUCUAAGCACCAUCGUGGUGGUUCUCCAGAGGCAUGGAGUACCAACAGUGACAGUCCAACUCCUACACCCACAAACACUGAAAGGCCAUGGGCCAAGGAAACAUUAUGGCAAGGUUUAUUGGGCGACGAACAUCGCCAGCUUUUGGGUACCGAAGAAGAAUCUUCCGACCGACAUAGCAGUGAUGACGACGAUGAAGAUGAUAAUGAAACAGAUUUGGAAGCAGUUUAUCAGAUAACACCGGAACAACGUGAAUACUAUUUUAAUCAAUUUAAAGCAGUACAUCAUGAUAUCAAUGGUCUGUUGUCGGGGCAAGCGGCCCGAGUAUUUUUCGAGAAAUCUCGAAUUCCCGUUGAAGAAUUGCGUCAUAUAUGGCAGUUGUGCGAUGUUACCCGAGACGGGGCUUUAAGUUUGGCAGAGUUUACAGCCGCAAUGCAUCUAGUUGUUCUACGUAGAAACAACAUACCAUUACCGGCCACAUUACCGCAAUGUUUGCAUCCAACUGUUUUAAAGCGUACAACACUUGCCAAUCACAUGUUGAAUCCAGAACCCGCAGAGGCCGAUCUUCUGCAUUUGGACGAAGACGAGGAAGACAAUACCGAUAAUACCAUUGUAGGAAUGAACACUGGAAUGAGUUUAACUGGAAAUUCGACCAGUAGUGCACGGAUGCUGAAUGAGAACGCGGUUAUGAACUUGAGCACUCUUUCAGCAUCUUCACAGGCUAGUGCAAGUUCACGGCAAGUUGCUACUACAGCCACAAAAAUCCUCAUUCCCUUACUCCACCAACCAUACCACCGCCGCCACCUGUUAAAAAUCGAAGUAUUUCAAAUUCUCCAAAAGUGGAUCAACCCACUGCUUCUCCUCCACUUAAUGUUACAAGUUCAAAACCAAGCUAUAGCACAAGUAAAGAUAAUUCGUUGUGGUCAACAACGGUGGGCAAUGAAGACCAUUCUCAAUUUAUUACGACAACGGUGUGACACACAGCCAAGUCAGUGGACCAAAUUUAAUGAAUCUCCUACAUCAAACGUAUCUAGUCCUGGUCCAAAACCUGUAAAUUUUGAUAUGCAGCGCACAGCACAGGCUGUUGUCUCAGAUCCACAAAUAUUGCAUCCAGUGCCAUUAAGAGUAACUCCCGUCGGUGGCGUUGUAACAACUAAUGCUACCGUUGCUCCCACAAUUGACAAACUCAAUCACGAACCAUCGGCAGAUAGCGUUCUUGCCGUGCGAGAAUCAAGUCCAAAAUCAUCAAUUUUCGCAACAAAUAAUACUUCACAACAUCGUGAUUCGCUGCAGAAUAAUGAUUUAAGAGCCAUACAGCGUCCGCAAGCUAAAAAAAUUCCGCCAAAAAAUAUUGGCGCAAUCCCUCCACCUCCCCAGAGGGAACCCGCAACGGUAGCUAUUGCCGCUUCCAACAUGGCUUCACAUGCAGCCGAAACUAGUUCCUCAAGUGGAGUGAAUAUUCUUUCGACGUCGAUGUUAAUCAGUAAAAAAGACCCUCCGCCUUUGCCGCCACCUCGUCCACAUCGACAUGGCCGCAGCAGUAGUUUGGACCUGAAUAAAUUUAAAAUAGGAACACCAAGUGGAACACAGCCGGAGAAUUCUGAUCCACAACAAAUGUAUUCCUUGCCACCACAGUCGUCAACGACUGGUCGUGGUCUUCCAUCUGCUGCGGUAGCAUUACCCCCGACAAGGCUUUCACUUCAGUCUAAUCAACGAGUUUCGGCUUUCGAAGUUUAUCGUAAACCCAAUACGCCACGCAAUUCUCAGUCUCCAAAACCUGUGGCUGCUCCAAAUUCGCAACAAGUCCCCCCUCCGAUUCCACCGCCAUUUGGGUCGGGUGGUGCCACAGCAUUGACAACACUUCCCAAUUCGGAUUUGUAUGAGAAGAGAGUAAAUGCAAUCAGCGAAACUCUACGACAUGUGUCAUUCAAACAGGAAAGCAACAACAAUAUGACUGAUGUGUUGCGACACUUGCGCGAACAGAACAAUCUUCUAUUGCGACUUUGUAAUGAUCUCAGCGACGAAUUACUUACUGUACAAACGCGCAAGGAAGAAAUGAGACUACAGCUAGAAGCUUCAGCCUCACUGAUAUGUAAUGAUGGAGUAAUUGGAUUCCCGCCAUCUGCAGCUGCUACAACCACAGCAUCUAACUCAAACUUGGGAGCCCCAAUGGGCCUAUGUGUUCGUACAGGAUCUUCAAUCUCGGCACCUGUUACUGCGAAUGUUACCGGUGGCUCAGGCAGCUCGGGCGUCCAUUCUAAUGUUUAGGCAGCUUCUAUUGUUAUCAACAAAGAUACGAUGUUAUAAUUUGUUAGAUUCGAUGUUGUUUGUUAAUGAAAACCGAUACAAAACGUAUUUUAAAAAAUAAUACAAUUAUUUAAAAACUUAUAUGUAUGUUUACAAUAAUAGACUACAAAUUAAAUGCAACACACACACGCAAACACCCAUGUAGAAACAUACAUCCUUUUACAUACACACUACAUAAUCAAGAAAACACAUAACUUCAAAAGUCGUUGUCAUCAAGGCUCCAAAGCCUACGCAAGUUAAAAUAAUAAACACAUAUAAAUACUACAUAUACGUUGACAUGCUGGGUCAUCAUCAUAAUUACCAUCGGAUAAUGCUUGUAUACGAUACGUAGUAUCACAAGCCGACAAGCAAACAGGCAAGCAGCAAAAAGAACUCUACCUACGUACAUGUAAAUGUAUAAAUUGUUAUUUAUUCAUAAUUAUUUAUUACUGUAAUAUUAUAAACAACUAACAACUCAUGCAAAACGAAAACCUAAAGAUAUCUCUAAAAUCAACUCAAUUUAUGAUCCAUAACAAACACACGCGCGAAGUGAAUAUACAUACAAUCAUAAUCUUCUUUUUACAAAACCCAUUGCGCUGGUAUCUCAUCUGUUAUAAUCUGUAAAACGAAGUAGGUGAACGGAAGAAUUACAUUGUAUUUUUCUACUAUAACAACAACCAAUUCAGAUUCCUUAUUAAUAUAUAUAUAUAUAUUUUUAGUAUGUUAAAACUACUUAUUAACAAUCACGAAACAAAAAACUGUCGACACACUGUAUUAGGUGAAUAGAUCUAUUCAUUCCGGAAAUGAAGAUUUUUUUUUCAAAUAUCCACACUUUUGAUUUUUUAACUACAUAAAUCGUAAAUGUAUUUUAAUUUUUUUUAUGUUAUUUUAAUGAUAAAAAAUAAAGUAUGCAAUUAAAAACAAA
Messenger RNA from Musca domestica (house fly), 4094 nucleotides. RefSeq names its product ralBP1-associated Eps domain-containing protein 2 (gene Reps). Gene Ontology annotation, cellular component: plasma membrane; cytoplasm. The coding region runs from base 305 to 3151 and encodes 948 amino acids. Gene Ontology annotation, biological process: endocytosis; endosomal transport. The record is from RefSeq and is a predicted model, not a curated record. Gene Ontology annotation, molecular function: calcium ion binding; protein binding. The transcript has 9 exons. Lineage: Eukaryota; Metazoa; Arthropoda; Insecta; Diptera; Muscidae.